This is a messenger RNA of Falco peregrinus (peregrine falcon), 5697 nucleotides long. RefSeq names its product inner centromere protein-like. The record is from RefSeq and is a predicted model, not a curated record. The transcript is spliced from 19 exons. Gene Ontology annotation, molecular function: protein serine/threonine kinase activator activity. Gene Ontology annotation, cellular component: nucleus; kinetochore; meiotic spindle midzone. Lineage: Eukaryota; Metazoa; Chordata; Aves; Falconiformes; Falconidae. Bases 429 to 2930 code for a protein of 833 amino acids. Gene Ontology annotation, biological process: positive regulation of protein serine/threonine kinase activity; meiotic spindle midzone assembly; mitotic cytokinesis.
GUGGCGGAGGUCUCGGCUUGGAAGGCGGGGCUUGGAAGGGCAAGCAAAUUGGCUGCUGGGUUUUAACAGCGGGGAGUGAUGGACGUAGGCGCUGGCCAAUAAGAGACCCCUGUUUGGGCGCCGCGCUCUGUGAUUGGUGGAGGCCGGGGUGAUCCGGGGCGGAGGGAAGCCGUGCCCGUAAGGGUGCGGUGCGGUCUCUAGGCGGGUGGGUGCGUGAGGGGGCGGCAGAGCAUGCCUAGGCCUCGUGGGCCGGCUCCGCCUCGGCGGGAGGCAGCUAGCGAGGCCCGGGGAGCCUUUAGGGCUUAAGCUCUGGCCUGUCCUCGGGGUCCGUUCCGAGGCGGGGAGCAGGCUGGCUGUUGCUGCCUGCCGGCGGGCUCUCCCUGAGUGCCUGCGAACCUUCCUCUCUCCUCCCGUGUUUCAGAGGGGCCAUGGCAGAGGCUGACGGCCCUACGCAGCUGCUGGAGGUGUGCAGGCAGAGGCUUUCCCGGUUCCUCCACGAUGCUGAGCACAGGCACUUGGCCUGGCUGCGGGAGGCGGAGGAGCAGGGCAUGAGGAUGCUGGAGAGCAGCUUUGGGGCUGAACCGGUAUUAAUGCCUAAAACACCAUCACAGAGGAGGCGUCUCAAGAAAAGGCAGUCUUCCUGCCUGAAAGAUGAAAAUAAGGAGCCAAACAGGAGGAGGCUGUCCAGAAGGAGAAGCAGCAUCAAGCCAGCAUCUUCCAAGCCAAGUUCCCAAAGGCGCUGCAGCAAAUACCAACCCCAGAACCCUGACUGUCAGGGGGAAGAGGUGCCCGUGCCUGGCUGUGCAGUGACGUCCCAGGCGAGUGAGGCUGUUAGAAGCCAGCAGUUGCCCAAGGGGGAUGCAGACACUGAGCUGCACAGUCUGUGUUCUGUCAUCCCUGCUGACACGGCAGCGGGGAAGGGAGCCCCUGAAAGAAGUGCAAGUACCUCCACUCCCAAGGCUGCUAGAAAUGGAGAUCCUGCCAUGCCUCAAGAAGGAGAUGGAUCUCCUCAAGGCCUCGAAAAGGUGCUUUUCCAGGACUCCGACAGCAGAAUAACUACAGUGAUGUCCAAAACACGCCGUUGUUCUGCACGCCGAAGCUUUGUGUGCGGCCCCCACAAGAGCCAUAGGGCCUCCUUGGCAGAAAAAUAUUCACUGGCCAGCAAAAGAGAGAGCAUGAUCCGUCGGUCUAUCAGCAGGGCCAUUUCAAAGAAGGCAGCGGCGCGGGAAUCAUCCUCUGCCUCCAGCAGAGUGAGCUGUCAAAGCUCCUUGGAAGUUUUUGUGGAAGAUGAUGGGACUAGCAGCAUGAGACCUGGGCUGGAACUGAAUCCCCCAAGUGAAAAGAUUCCUGAAGUCAUCCUCAUUUCAUGUGAAAGUGUACAAGCUGCCAGCCCUUCUGCACAGCACUUACCUCCUCCUGAGCAGCAGGCAGGGAACAAUGAAGGAAGCUGUGUAAAUCCAAACAGUGAACCCCAGAACAAGAACCAGGAACAGCCCCACUGUGCCAAGUCCCAGGAGAAUCCCUCCCGCAUCUGGACAAGAAGCUGUAAACGAGCAGUGGAUGUUACACGGAAUGGGCAGCAGCCAGGGGGUCAUACCCUUCCUCCUUCGGGUGACAAGCAGAUUUCAGCAGACCAAACUUCUUCCUCUCCAGCUAGCAAGAUGGUUAGACCAUUGAAAAACUUCCUGCAGGCUGUGCAGCGAAACCAGCUGCUUGUGAGCCCAGGGCCCACAGGACGUGGGGGUGUCAUAAAGAACUUCAUCAAACGCAAUACACCCACCCGGCUUGAUCUUAAGGGAGACUUUGUCGAGAGGGAGCGGCAGAGACUGGAAAGCCUCAGGAAGAAGCAGGAGGCUGAGGAACAGAGGAAAAAGAAAGUGGAGGAGGAAAAGAGGCGGCGGCAGGCAGAAAUGAAACAGAAGAGGGAAGAGCGUCUGAGGAAGGCACUGCAGGCUCGGGAGCGGGUGGAACAAAUGGAAGAAGAGAAGAAAAAGCGAAUGGAGCAGAAGAUUUUACAGAAUGAUGAGAAGGUGCACCUCUCACAAGUGCGAGAAGAGAAAGUGGCAGAGGAGCGGAGCAAGAAAAAGCUGUCCAAGAAGUGUGGGGAAGCUGAUGCACGGAAGCAGAAAUGGCUGAGGAUGGAGGAAGACAAAUUUGGGCAGCAAGAAACACUGCAGAAGAGGAGAGAAGAUGGAGUGAAAGCAAAAGGAGAGAAAGUUUUGGAACUGAAAAAUCUUAUAGAGCAGCAACAGGUGGAACAAGUGAAGGAGAGGGAUCGCAAACAGCAAGUGAAAGAGAAGGCCCUCCAACUACAGCUGGGGUCAUCAGUGCUUACAGAAAAAAACAUAAAGGAGGAAGAGAGGCCAAAAAUGUUGCACCCGCUGCCUGCGCAGAAGAGAGCCAAGCCUCCAGAAUCCACUGCCAUGGCUUGUAAUACCUGGCCCAAAGCAGUUAAGGAGGAAGAUCGACUGCAGAAGCCUCAGCAGCAGCUGGGAGAGGAGAAAAAAAUCAAGCAACCGGAAGAAUUAACUGCUGCCUGUGGUGCAUGGCUGAGAAAAACUGUAAAGAAACCUAUCUCCCCAUCCUACUUAAGACCCUUGAAGGGCACAAAGGCAUCCAGAUCCCCAAAGGUAAACGAAAAUAACUAUGGGAUGGAUCUGAACAGUGACGAUUCCACAGAUGAUGAGAAUCAACCUCGGAAGCCUGUCCCUGCCUGGGCUGAUGGGUCUCAGCUUAAUCAAGCCAUUUUACACCAAUACUAUCACCCGGUGAAUGUUGACCAACUCUUUGGUCUAAUUCCAAGCCCUAAGCUGGAGGAUAUUUUUGGCAAGAGCAAACCCAGAUACUUCAAGCGCACAAGCUCAGCAGUUUGGCAUUCCCCACCUGGGACCAAAUCUACCUGUGGCCCAUGUUGCAACUUCAAGAGCUGAGAAACUGCAGAGAGACGUGUUUUUAUAAUAAUAUGGUGUAUCUGUUUUCUUAGCAUGCAGCAUAUUUACAGUGUUAAGCUUUUUUUUAGAAAAAUGAAAAUAUUUAAUAAAAUCCCCUUGCAAUAAAGGCUAUCAGUGUUUCUCUCCUCUUUCCCCACGCCCUCUCCCUGCCAUGGUGGGAUGGUACUUCUGGAUGGCUGACUUGAGAUCGAUGGCUGUGGUUUCUGCAAGUGAAAAUGCAGAUGUUUGAAGAUGUGACAUUGCACCAUUACAUAUUCCUGCAGAUCACUUGCAGAAUCUUACACAAGGAAGCUGUGAAAUUGCUGUAGGGAAGAUUAAAUUUUUUAAUCAACCUGAGCAGGUAAUAUUUUCAUAAUGCAUUUUGUAUAUUUAUGUAUUUAACAAUGCUUCUAUCUGCAAGUAGUUUUUCCUUCAAGAAUUCUUGUGACCUCUUGUUAGUCUGAGCCAGAAUCUUUUUCCUGCAGUUAGAAAAAUCUGCUUGAACUGCUAAAGCAAUGUCUAAAUGUCUCGUUGCUGUUCUUUUCUAAUGGAAAAAUGAAGCCUGGGGUAAGUUUUUGGUCCUGUUUUUCUAGGAGGCUUUAGCAUACAGCCUUGCUUGGGCAGAAGGGAGAUGUAGUUGGAAGCUGUGGCUAGGAAAGGGUAAGCAGUGCAAUGAUUUCUGUAGGAGUGUGUUGGCAUUGCCCGCUGCGUGCUCCCCUGCCUGUGUGCACCCUGGGGCAUGCUCCGUGGCAGCAGGCAUCUCCUGGCUCCUGCAGCGCAUCCCAAGCCCAGGCUGGUGGUUGCCUGGGGACAGCUGUGGCAUGCUGUGGUGGUGGUGGAGGGUCCCGAGGCCCCACAGAGCUGUGUGGGGACAGCUGUGCACCAGUGCUGGGUCUUGGCUGCCCUUACAGGCCCCGGAGUGCUAGCUGGUGUAGCUGGCGGCAUUCCAAGAGAGAUUUGGCUAGCUAAACCCUGCUGACCGUAGCAAUGAGGAAGAUGCUUAGAUGAAAAGGGAAAGUCCCCAAGUCGGAGCCAAGUCCCACACUUGCCAAAAUAACCUUUCCUUCCUCUUUCUUCAGUUGUCCCAUCUCGAGCUGCGCUGUCUAGCACAAACGUGAGCACAGUGGAGGGACUCCCCCCUGCCCUGGGUGGUGUGGCGUGUUGCCCUGGGAUCCCUCCUGCAGGCUGGGGCUGUUCCCUUUUGCUGUGUGAUCAGAGCUGUGACCUGCCUCGAGGAGGAGGAGGGUCCCUAGCCCAUGCAGCCCUGCCCAGACCCUGGUACUGGGCUGGUGAUCUGCCUCCCCCUUCGGCUGCAGGCUGCCAAGAGCAAACGCAGAGAUGUGGCCGUGGGCCUGUUCAGAGCGCUCUAGGCCUGCUUACCUCUGCCAGAGUGGUUUUGGGGAGCUUUAUGGUGGAGUUGGAGGGUUUGGAAUAGAGGAGUUUGCAGGUGUCAUGGUGGAAGUGUCUUGCAGGCUGUUAGAGCUUUUGGUGGGUCUCUAGAGCUCUGAACUCCACAGAGCCAGUGAUAGCAGCUGGGAUGAGCUUUGCAGAGGCACGGAGCAGCUCAGCAUGUGCCAGCAGAGCUCUGCAGCCACUAAAGGCUGUGUGAAGCUGCUUUUGGCUGCUGGAUUGCAUCCCUGCUCCUGGAAGUAGUUCUGUUUCUGUUCACCUUGGGCUCCCCUCCCCCCCCCUGCAUCCCACUGAAUGCUUGUGGGGCUCUCAGUGACUCUUUCCCUUCUUGGCUGGUCUCUCUUGGGUCCCCCUGAGCUCUCUGGGCUUAUCUCUGUGUCUUUUGGGGUCUCCUGGGUCCCUCCAGGGUUUCAGUGUCCCUUAGGUCUUUCAACCCCUCUCAGUAGCGUUACCCAAAGGAGUAACUCAUGAGGUAGAAGAUGGAUUUGACUUGGUUUUUACUGAAAGGGGCUGAGCCUGCUGGAGGGGAGAUGUGCUCGGGCUCAAAAGAUCACAGCUGUGCCCAGGGGCAGAGCUCUUGCUGCCUCCUCAUCAAUGCACUGAGUUCUGGGGGUGCUGCCCGUGCUCUCCCCAGGGCAGCAGCAAUCGAAGGGUCCAGCUGGUUCUGUGGCUUUGGUGGUCCCCUCACUGUGCUCCCACCUCUCUCCUGCUCCCUGCUGCGUCCAGCCGGGCUGCACCCCACUCCUCCCCUUACACAGGAUGCUGCAGAGCUGAUUUCAGCCUAUGUGGCAACACCCUCACUUCAUCUUUCUCAGAUCUGGGGGGUAGGGGAUGGCCUCUGGCCCUCCUGGGUUCCUCCACGCUUUCCUGGGUGCUCUGCACUCCCUUGGCUCAGCUCCCUGGGGCUCCCUUGGAUUCACCUGGGCUUUCCUGGUCUCUCUGGGGCGCACCUAGCAUCACUUGAGCUCUUGGGAUCUCCCUGAAGGUCUUUUCCCCUGGUUUUGCUGGGCUUUCUUGCACUCUUGUGACCUUUCUCACUAGUGGUUUUCUCGGGUGCUUUCAGGGUGGCCACAGCACCUCUGGGCUUCCUUAAUCUCUGCAGAGCGGGAUGCUCUUGCAUCGCUGGUUUCCCCAGGCUCUCCUGGGCUAUUUCAGGCUCCCCUGAGCACAGGCUGCAGCUGCUCCCUGCCAGCUGGCUUCUGUCCCUCAUGGUAAUCCUCAAAUUACCGUGUUAGACCUCACUAAGGAGGCAGUGAUUUCUGGGCCCUGGCAGGGGCUGGGAGCUGGAGGCCAGGCUGCUGUCUGGAGCUGGCUGCCGGAGGAUCGAGGUUUGCUGGCACAGAAGGGAGCAGGGGCC